UUUCAGAAUGACUGACUAUGAGGUGACAUGUGGAUAUACGGAAGAAGUCUCGAUGGCUCGAUUCAUUUAUAUAUCAGUUGGAGGAAUCGUGGCUUGUGUCGGUUGCAUAUGCAAUAUUAUUCUUUUGUAUCUUUUCACAUUUCGACAGCUUGCUAAUUCACCUCCACAACUUUAUCCGGCAAUUCUCGCCUUUUUAGACACACUUCUUUGUUUCUUUUUUCUAAUGAUAUUCGUUGUGGAUGUCAAUAUGAUUUAUAAUAAGAGUGAGUAUCUGUUCCUGCUCUUCCAUCGCUAUAUUAUUGUAACAUUUUGCACUGCAAAAUUGGUGCAGUUUUUGAUUCCAUAUAUGUUAAUGUUAGGUACACUUGAGAGAUACACGUGGAUCGAUAACAAGCACAACAAAAUGGCAAUCUUGCAACCAAAGUACCGCCCGUUCACACUAGGAGGAUUGGUGUUGGGAGCAAUUAUGCUCAGGGUACCGUCGGCAUUGGCUCUGAAAAUUACGGAUUUUCCAAAGUGUCCUGAUUUUUUCAGGACUUUGGCAGUAGAUGUGGAAGAGUGGGCUCAGGUUAGCACUCUAUACACAAUUCACGAUGUUUAUGGGAUCGCUUGUCUUCAAACGUUUUGCCCAUUUCUCUGUCUAAUGGUGCUCAAUUUGGUAAUAGUUAAUAAGCUGGCCAAAAUAGAUGCACAGCAGUUUCCCACCAAAGAAAUGAAGGGAAGCCCUACAAGAAGAAAAAGAUCCCGAGUGUUGUCAUCGCUGCGGAUAACAAAACUACAAAUCACAUCUACUGUUAGAAAUGCAAUUUAUACAAUGGUGGCAAUCGUCUCGACGUAUCUGAUCUCCAACUCAUUGCACAUCCUUCUGACUCUGCUGGAAGUGACGAAGGCGUCGGUGCUAGUCGACGAAAACGAUCCUUACAAGGCAUCACUUCUGUACACUCUUCUUGGUGACGCUGUGAGCAUUCUCUACAUGAUCUCAUCAGCAGUUCGAAUUCUGAUCUACACCUACUGCAAUCCCGCAAUCCGUCACCAACUCUUCUCAUUCUUCGGAGUUCGGAAAGAUCGAAAAGAUUCGGAUCAGUCAAGAAUCAUUAUUGCAUCACCGCUUCUUAUCGAGGGAAUACUAUCGGAUAGUGUCUAGUUUUUUUUUGUUGGAAUUUGAUAUCUUCAUAUUUAUUACGUUUGUUUGUAGUUUUGAUUAUUUAAUUUUAUUUAUUUUUCUUAUUAUUUGAUCCAGUGCUUUAUAAUAUGUGUAUUUAUUUGUGAUCUUACGGGUACUUCAAUAUUUUUUAAAUGAACUGUUAGUGAUUUUGA
Caenorhabditis elegans is the source of this 1317-nucleotide messenger RNA. It is a transcript of the gene F20A1.2, whose product is annotated as G-protein coupled receptors family 1 profile domain-containing protein. Gene Ontology annotation, molecular function: G protein-coupled receptor activity. The coding region runs from base 8 to 1144 and encodes 378 amino acids. Gene Ontology annotation, cellular component: membrane. Gene Ontology annotation, biological process: signal transduction; G protein-coupled receptor signaling pathway. NCBI's taxonomy places the organism in Eukaryota, Metazoa, Nematoda, Chromadorea, Rhabditida, Rhabditidae. The record is from RefSeq and is marked reviewed. The transcript has 6 exons.